This is a messenger RNA of Diceros bicornis minor, 2542 nucleotides long. RefSeq names its product phosphatidylinositol glycan anchor biosynthesis class S (gene PIGS). Gene Ontology annotation, cellular component: GPI-anchor transamidase complex. Lineage: Eukaryota; Metazoa; Chordata; Mammalia; Perissodactyla; Rhinocerotidae. Gene Ontology annotation, biological process: attachment of GPI anchor to protein. Bases 30 to 1697 code for a protein of 555 amino acids. The transcript has 12 exons. The record is from RefSeq and is a predicted model, not a curated record.
UUCGGCAGCUGGAGCAGCCGGAAGCCAGCAUGGCGGCCCCCGGGGCCGCAGCUACAGACUUAGAGGUGGUCCGAGGCAAGCGCGCCGCCCUCUUCUUCGCUGCGGUGGCCAUCGUGCUGGGGCUGCCGCUCUGGUGGAAGACCACGGAGACCUACCGGGCCCCGUUGCCUUACUCCCAGAUCAGUGGGCUAAAUGCUCUGCAGCUGCGGCUCAUGGUGCCCGUCACUGUCGUAUUUACCCGGGACUCAGUGCCAUUGGACGACCAGGAGAAGCUGCCCUUCACCGUUGUGCAUGAGAGAGAGAUCCCUCUGAAAUACAAAAUGAAAAUCAAAUGCCGUUUCCAGAAGGCCUAUCGGAGAGCUCUGGACCAUGAAGAGGAGGCCCUGUCAUUGGGCAGUGUGCAAGAGGCAGAACCCAUGUUAGCUGAGCCACAGGAGCAAGCAGAGGGCUCCCUGACUGUGUACGUGAUCUCUGAACACUCUCCACUUCUCCCCCAGGACAUGAUGAGCUACAUUGGGCCCAAGAGGACAGCAGUUGUGCGGGGGAUAAUGCACCGGGAGGCCUUUAACAUCAUUGGCCGCCGCAUAAUCCAAGUAGCCCAGGCCAUGUCUUUGACUGAGGAUGUGCUCGCUGCGGCCCUGGCUGACCACCUUCCAGAGGACAAGUGGAGCUCUGAUAAGAGGCGGCCUCUCAAGUCCAGCUUGGGCUAUGAGAUCACCUUCAGUUUACUCAACCCAGACCCCAAGUCCCAUGACGUCCACUGGGACAUCGAGGGGGCUGUCCGGCGCUAUGUGCAGCCCUUCCUGAAUGCCCUCAGUGCUGUGGGCAACUUCUCUGUGGACUCUCAGAUCCUUUACUAUGCAGUGUUGGGGGUGAACCCUCGCUUUGACCCAGCUUCCUCCAGCUACUACUUGGCUGCGCACAGCCUCCCCCACGUCAUCAACCCAGUGGAGUCCCGGCUGGGAUCCAGCGCUGCCUCUCUUUACCCUGUGCUCAACUUCCUACUCUAUGUACCUGAGCUUGCCCACUCCCCCCUGUACAUUCAGGACAAGGACGGGGCUCCAGUGGCCACCAACGCCUUCCACAGUCCCCGCUGGGGUGGCAUUAUGGUAUACAAUGUGGACCCCAACGCCUACAGUGCCUCGGAACUGCCGGUGAGAGUGGAGGUGGACAUGGUGCGAGUGAUGGAGGUGUUCCUGGCUCAGCUGCGGCUGCUCUUUGGGAUUGCUCAGCCCCAGGUGCCUCCAAAAUGCCUGUUUUCAGGGCCUAAGAGUGAAGGGCUAAUGACCUGGGAGCUAGACCGGCUGCUCUGGGCUCGGUCAGUGGAGAACUUGGCCACAGCCACCACCACUCUCACUUCCCUGGCCCAGCUUCUGGGCAAGAUCAACAACAUUGUCAUCAAGGACGAUGUGGCAUCUGAGGUGUAUAGGGCUGUAGCUGCAGUCCAGAAGGCAGCAGAGGAGCUGGCCUCUGGGCACUUGGCCUCUGCCUUCGUUGCCACCCAGGAAGCUGUGACGUCCUCGGAGCGUGCCUUUUUUGACCCCUCGCUCCUCCACCUCCUCUAUUUCCCUGAUGACCAGAAGUUUGCUAUCUACAUCCCGCUCUUCCUGCCUAUGGCUGUGCCUAUCCUCCUAUCCCUGGUCAAGAUCUUCCUGGAGACCCGCAAGUCCUGGAAAAAGCCUGAGAAGACAGACUGAGCAGGGCAGCAUCUCAGUAGAAAGGCUUCCUUUCUGGCCAGGGUGGGAGGUGUUAGAUUUAGAGGCAAAUAAACAGGGCCUGUCACGAAUGAUUUGUUUGUCUCCAGCCCCUGUUGCCUUUCCAGCAACUAGAGUACAACACUCCAAGAUGGGUUCAUCUUUCCUUCCCUUCCCAUUCCUGUGGCUCAGGUCCUCCCCUACUCCAUGCACACACCCCCAGUCCUCAAAAAGUGCAUCAUCUGGGUCUCCUUAUCUGGCUUGAAGUUGAAGGCCCUUGCCUGUCUCCCUCUGGGGCAGGGGCAGCUUGUUGUGCUUCUGCUCUGUUCCUCACAGUUCUCUUGUACUGGGAGAGAGCCUUAGGGGAAAGCCCUGGGUUGGAUUCCAGCCCCCUGCCCUCACGCUUCUCGAGGGAGAAGCCCUAGCACUGCUCUCGUGGAAGGGGCCAGGCACAGGUCACCUCGGGGGUCUUCUCCCUUACCCCCCUCCCUCCUGGCUGUCUAUACUUGCUGGGUACAGCCUGACGGGGAGUCCAGAAGGCAGCAGCUCAGGACCUGGUGCUGUGUGUGUGCAGAAGUUCCCUUCACCCUUUCCUAGAGGCAGUGUGGUGCAAUGGGGAAAGUUCUGGACUUGGGAUCAAGCAUGCCUGAAUUCAAACCCUUGCUUCUGCACUUACCAUCUGAGGAGCUUUGAAUAAGCCAUUUAAUCUCUCUGAGCCUCAGUUUUUCAUCUGUUAAAAUAGCGCUAAUGAUACUUCCCUUACAAGGUGGUUGUGAGGAUUAAAUGUGAUAAGCAUGUGAAGUGUCGGUCAUAUUCUCGGGUCUCAAUAAACAUUGACUGAAUGUGAA